Molecule: messenger RNA, 3279 nt
Organism: Drosophila bipectinata
Lineage: Eukaryota; Metazoa; Arthropoda; Insecta; Diptera; Drosophilidae
Gene: Lztr1
Product: Leucine zipper like transcription regulator 1
Cellular component (GO): Golgi apparatus
Molecular function (GO): protein binding
Source: RefSeq, a predicted model, not a curated record
CCGCGAGAGUGAGAGAGACGGAGCUAACAAACGCAACACAUACCAGAUUUUUUCCAAUUUUCUGCUGGAAAAAAAUAACAUACAAAGGAAUUGAAAGCGAGCCCAAAAGGGGAAGCCAUCAAGACGAUACAGAUAACGGAGAGGACUCCGAGAGUGUGAUGCAUUAAUGCUAAAGUCGUUCAGUGGCGGCAUUGGCGUGGCAUCCACGGGAGGAGGCACUGGAAGUGGUGGUGUCGGCAGCGGUGGCGGUGGGGGUGGAGGAACUGGAGGCUCUGGUGGCAGUGGUGGCAGUGGCGGAAGUGGAGGCGGCGGUGGAUCAACAAGGAGUGGGCGUGCCAGUUGUGGUCUGGGCUCCAGUUCCAUUUCCAGCGGACUGAGUGCCGUUUGCGGUUUUGUGAGAGGCGAGGAUCGAGGCACCUCCAGUGGCGGUAGCACACCGGCAGGCGUUAUCUAUUGUCCCGCCUGUGUGGCAGCAUCCGGCAGUCAGGGUCAGAGCACUAGCCCCGGCCAGAAUCCGAGCCCCCACCACGAGUCCUUCUUCUCGCGCAGCUCCUCCAAGUCCAGUAAGCGGCAAAAGGCCAGAAAGAGCGCCUCAACGGCAGGCUGUUUGGACGCCCAGCACAUUCGCUCCAAUCUGAGAAUGUCCACCUCGAGUUCCAUGCGCAGCACCAGUACCAGGGGCGGCGGCGGAGGUGCCGGCGGUGCCAGUACCAGUGGGGCAGCAGGCAACUCCAGUCUGGCGUCCUACGAUGCCGCAAGUAAUGCCAGCAGCGGCAGCGGCAGUGGCAGCACCAAUGCAGCCUCCCCCGGCAGCUACAGUUGCAAUGCAUUGAACGUUGACUUUAGCUCCUAUACGGCCACCCAUCAGUGGACCCGGAUGCUGGAGUGUGCUGAGUUUGUGGGUGCCAAGCGCAGCAAGCACACUGUGGUGGCCUACAAGGAUGCCAUGUUUGUGUUCGGCGGCGAUAAUGGCAAGAACAUGCUGAACGAUCUGAUACGGUUCGGGGUGAAGGACAAGUCAUGGGGCAGGGCGUGUGCCACUGGUACACCACCGGCGCCCCGAUACCAUCACUCUGCUGUGGUGGCCGGCAGUUCAAUGUUCAUAUUUGGCGGCUAUACCGGCGACAUACACUCCAAUUCGAAUCUGACGAACAAGAACGACCUAUUCGAGUACAAGUUCCAGAGCGCCAUGUGGGUGGAGUGGAUGUUUUCGGGCCGACAGCCGGUGCCGAGAUCGGCCCACGGAGCCGCCGUCUAUGAUAACAAAAUGUGGAUCUAUGCCGGUUACGAUGGCAAUGCCAGGCUGAACGAUAUGUGGACACUGAAUCUGACGGGCGAGAAUCAGUGGGAGGAGGUGGAACAGCUGGGGGACAGGCCACCGACAUGUUGCAACUUUCCGGUUGCGGUGGCUCGGGAUGCCAUGUAUGUAUUUUCCGGCCAGAGCGGUCUGCAGAUCACCAACUCGCUGUUUGAGUUUCAUUUCAAGACGCGCACCUGGCGACGCAUCUCCAAUGAGCCGGUGCUGAGGGGCGCCACAUCGGCGCCGCCAUCCCGCCGUUACGGACACACGAUGGUGCAUCACGAUCGAUUCCUGUAUGUCUUUGGCGGAUCGGCCGAUUCGACGCUGCCCAACGAUCUCCACUGCUACGAUCUGGACUCGCAGGUGUGGUCGGUUAUCCAGCCGGAGCAGAACUCGGAUGUGCCGUCGGGUCGAGUGUUUCACGCCUCGGCUGUGAUUGGUGAUGCGAUGUACAUAUUUGGGGGAACGGUGGACAAUAGUGUGCGACGGGGGGACACCUAUCGGUUUCAGUUCUCCUCGUAUCCGAAGUGCACGCUGCGCGAUGAUUUCGGCAAGUUCUUCUUGGAGAAGCAGUUCUGCGACAUCCAGUUCAUAGUCGGGGCCGAGGAGGUGCGCAUCCUGGCGCAUAUCGCCUUUGUGGCAGCCCGCUCGAAGUAUCUGCGCAACAAGAUCCUGGCGGCGCGAGUGGCCCUCGAACAGCAGCUACCGUUGGAGUUCUAUACUCCUUCGGGCGGAGACCGUUCACCCAUGCUGGAGGUUCGCUUGGCCCACGCUUCACCGGAGGCCUUUGACAUCAUCCUCAACUACAUAUAUACGGAUCGGAUUGAUUUAAAGGAUUCGUAUAACAAAAACAUUAUCAUUCUGAUAACGGACAUCUAUCAAUUGGCGGGGUUGUUCACCAUGCCGCGGCUGGCCCACGGCUGUAUCCAGUAUUUGGAUUACAAGAUCAACAAGCUGAAUGUCCUGGAGGCACUCUACAAUGCCGACAAGAGCAACAUUAAAAUCAUCAAGGAUCAUUGCAUGCAGUUCAUCAUCAAGGACGAGAACUUCACCGACGUGGUCAUGUCCAGUGAGUUUAGUGAUUUGGACAAGCCACUCCUGGUGGAGAUCAUCCGGAAGCGUUUGCAUCCCAGUAAGCUGGUAAUGGAAACCAGUUUCGAGUCAAACACUGGCACUACUCUGGAGAUCGAUCUGUGCGCCUUCCUGGAGACGACGGGCAGUGAUUUUUGUGACAUUAGCCUCAUACUGGAGGACCAUGUUAUUCCGGCCCACAAAUCUGUGUUAUCAUCACGUUGUACCUACUUCCAGGGCAUGUUCCGUUCGUUCAUGCCCCCGGAUAAUACCGUCAAUAUACAAAUUGGCGAAAUAUCACCAUCAUUGGAGGCAUUCCAUUCGCUAUUGCGUUAUAUCUACUAUGGUGAGACUAAGAUGCCGCCCCAGGAUGCACUGUAUCUGUUCCAGGCGCCGUGCUUUUAUGGUUUGGCCAAUAAUCGGUUACAUGCCUUCUGCAAAUAUUCACUGGAGCAUAAUAUCAACGAUGAGAAUGUAUUGCAAACGCUGGAGGCAUCGGACAUCACCAAAAUCUAUGACAUCAAGGAGUAUGCCCUCAAGUUGAUUGUCAAAGAUUUUGCCAAGGUGGCCCGAUUGCCGAAGAUAGCGGGUUUGUCGCGCGAACUGUUGCUGGAGAUCAUAUGCGCUGUGGCCGAUUCGCACGGCGAGUUUAUGACAAGGAUCAAUAUCAAUACCGAUAUCUGAAAGCUGGUUCUGCUCCAGCCGGCAUUGCAGUUGUUGCUCGCCUGGUUGCAAAUCGGGCGUAGCACGUAGUGCGGCAGUAGCGGUUGGCAGCGCCGAACUAAAAACCAUGAAAAAUCCCCAUUCAUUUCCUAAUCUAUGGAAUUAUUAAUUCUAUAUUCUACAUAUAUGCUUCCCUUUAUGUCAACACACACAAGUAUUAUCCCCAAGCACUUCUUGAAAUCCCC